Messenger RNA from Musca domestica (house fly), 1422 nucleotides. RefSeq names its product peptidyl-prolyl cis-trans isomerase Fkbp12 (gene Fkbp12). Lineage: Eukaryota; Metazoa; Arthropoda; Insecta; Diptera; Muscidae. The record is from RefSeq and is a predicted model, not a curated record. Gene Ontology annotation, molecular function: peptidyl-prolyl cis-trans isomerase activity. Bases 122 to 448 code for a protein of 108 amino acids. The transcript has 2 exons.
GGUAAAAUCCACCAAAUGUGGCAACCUUGAUUACUUGGAUAGAUACUUGAUUCUGCAAAAAGCCGUGCGUGCGGUAAUUCGUUUGUUUAAAGUGUUAAACAUUUAGCAUAAAAGAAACAACAUGGGUGUACAAAUUGUGCCAAUUUCUCCCGGUGAUGGUAGCACAUUCCCCAAGAAUGGCCACACAGUGUCUGUUCACUAUACCGGUACCUUGGAAAACGGAACCAAGUUCGAUUCUUCUAGGGAUCGCAACAAGCCCUUCAAGUUCACCAUUGGCAGGGGCGAAGUAAUCCGUGGCUGGGACGAGGGCGUGGCUCAAUUGUCCCUUGGCCAGCGUGCUAAAUUGAUUUGCUCUCCCGAUUAUGCCUACGGAUCACGUGGUCAUCCCGGUGUCAUUCCACCAAAUGCCACCCUUCACUUUGAUGUGGAAUUGCUUAAGAUCGAGUAAAAUGUGGCGCAUAUGCACAAAAAGAUAUGUGGAGGAGGCACAUUAGUACCACAACUCUAUAACCAAACAACAACAUCAAACAUCUGGAAAUGUAUGAAUCAAAGUUGCAUUUAAACAACACAAAAAAACGGAAACUAAUCGCUCUACCCCAAGUAAAAUAACCCACAAGAUUAUACAAGAAAGAAAGAAUAAACAAAAAUAUGUAGUCAUUUACACAACAACAACAAGAUUUAAUACAAUUUUUCUUAUACUCUUAAAACAAACAAACAUUAUUCUUCUUCAUAUACGAAAACAAUUCAAAUACAAAAAAAAAUCAAUUUAUGCAUGCAUAAAAAAUAAACUUAUUAAAAAAACCUAAAAAGAAAGUACUUUAUCAAAACUCUAUAUUUAAACAUAAUAACAAAAAAACAGCAAGCAAAUCAUGAAAAAAACCAAUGAACAACCUACUCAAUAUAUAUUAUUCUUAUUACUAAAUGUACCAAUUUUAUACAAUCUUAUACUAUACAUAAUAACUUGUAUACAACACGAAAUGAAUGUUUGUCCGGCAUUCAUUUUGUGUUCCUUUUUUAUAUAACUUUUUUUUUUUGAUUUUCAUAAAAUGAUGAUGAAUAUUUAUGGUGUGGUCUAAAGGAAUUCCAUACCUCUGAAUUCCUUCCGCCCAAUUUAUACUACAACAACUACUCUAUUUAACAUAACAAAAAGAAAUACUGGCUUGGAAUAAUUGCAAGAAGCUGUAUGCGCUAAUCUUAAUUGAAUGUAGCCUAAAUGUUAAGGAAAAAGAAAAAAAAAACAAAACUUAAUCUUCCCAUACUUUAUAAUUGUAAGCUAAUUGUAUUUAAAGAAGUAAACAAAAGACAUGUUUUAUUUCCAAAAAAAAUUCCAAAAGUCAACAACUAAUAUGAAUUGUGAAUCAAAUAUUAUCUUCAAACAAAUAACAUCUUAGAAAAAUCGUCAGAAGUUAAAACAAAAACAAA